Messenger RNA from Elaeis guineensis (African oil palm), 2150 nucleotides. RefSeq names its product protein TIC 56, chloroplastic. Gene Ontology annotation, cellular component: chloroplast inner membrane. NCBI's taxonomy places the organism in Eukaryota, Viridiplantae, Streptophyta, Magnoliopsida, Arecales, Arecaceae. The record is from RefSeq and is a predicted model, not a curated record. Gene Ontology annotation, biological process: protein import into chloroplast stroma.
GCCGAUACGCAGUCUCUUGCUCCGCUCCGUCCCGCGGUCCUAUCCAUUAUAUUUCCCUAUCCUUCGGAUGUCCUCCUCCCUUCCCAAUCUCCGUUGCCCUCCGCCUCCAAACAAACCCUAGCCUCUUCCAUCCAUGGCGGCCAUCAAUCUCGGCUGGCUUGGCGACUGGUUUCCCCAACCCCCAAAACCCUCCAAACACCCCAACUUCGCCUUCAUCGGCGGCCGAAAUCUCUUCUUCAAGAAGCCCAAGAACCCCCAAAACUCUAGCUCCUCCGCCUCCUCCUCCUCCUCCUCCUCCUCCUCCGCUGCCUCCGAGGAGCCUCCGGGGAAGUACACCCAGAUGCUGGCGCAGUUCUUCUGGGAGUGCGAGCACCGCCCCGACUACCGCCACACACCGGAGGUCGAGCAGAUUCUUGACGAUGACCCCUUCUUCGAGAAGAAGGAGAACCCAACGCCCGAGGAGAUCGAGGAGAACGAGAGAUGGUGGGACGGGUUCAACAAGAGCCCUGUGGUCCAGUUCCUGAGGCGCGCCGAGCUCAUCGCUGACAAGAUUAAUGAGAUGGAGCUCAAGGAGAACGAGCACCCCUACCAGCGGGAGGACCGCGAGCUCUGGAAGAAGCUCCCCCAUGUGCCGGGGCUUGAUGGCCGGCCAAUGCCGAGGAAGGCGAUCAAGACGAGAAUGGAGUCUGACAACAAGUUCUGGGACUUUGCGAGGCAGUUCUUUUUUGGGCUUUGGGGGUUCAGGCAGCGGCCUUACCCUCCCGGCCGGCCGAUUGAUGUGGCCCAGGCAAUUGGGUAUAAGAGGCUGGAGAAGCGUUAUUAUGACUUUAUCAUGAGAAGUGGACCAAGUGGUGGCUGGUACUACAAGGAUCGCCUAGGACGUACAAGAGGACCGUGUCAGCUAAUAACUCUUAAAACUGCCUGGGCUGGUGGGAUAAUUGAUACACAUACAUUCAUUUGGGGAGAUGACAUGGAUGAGUGGGCACCCAUUGGAAUGAUCUAUGGCAUGGAAAAAGCAAUUGCCACUUGGGAAGUCAGACUAGGAGCUGCUGCAACAGCUUUUCUACACAAAUUACAGAAAGGCAUUCCUCCCUGGACUCCUCUCAAGGGAUUUGAGAAGAAGACCUAUAAGCAAUUACAAGAAGAAGCUAUUGAGAGCAAGAGACGUGACAUGGCUGUACUUGAAGCCAAUGAUGGCAUAUGGCCUGGUGUGAGAAUUCCCAGUCAUGCACUAUUUCUCUGGGCGAGUGGCUCUGAACUCACUACAAUUUUAGAAAGAGAUCACAUGCCAAACAAAUACGUCCCCAAAGAACUAAGGCACCGUCUUGCAGAAGUUAUCCCUGGUUUAAGGCCUUGGGAGGUUCUAAGCAUAGAACAAGCCAUGGAUCAAAUAACAUAUGGCGGGGAAUGGUACCGUGAACCUCUUGGUUCUUAUACAACAGGUCCUCCAUAUAUCAGGCAUUGGAAUUAUGAGGUCAAGAGGAUGUGUAGAAUCUUUUCCAAGCUGAGCUACAGAGUAUACAACAAGUUAGUGCAGGCCAUCCCUGGAUUUGAUAAAGUGGCGGAGAAAGCGCUGGCUGAUUUAUAUGCAAGACAAGCACGGCGCCAGGAAAAACGGGCUGCACAGAUAAGGGCUGAGGCUGAGGAUGCCAUCUAUGGCCGGCGUGUGCCAUCUGAUCCGCACUAAAGGUACAUAUGCUGGUGGUCGCAGGAGGUAUCUCCAUAUUUAUAUAUGGUCCAUGGAAGCUGAGAAGAGAGGAGAGAAAUGAAAAGCAUUCAAGCACUAGCUUGCUUUGACUUCACCAAAUGAAAUUGAUAAUAAAUUUAAGUUUGAAGUGUGCACAUGGCAAAGAAACAUCUGUUGUUUCUUCCCAAAAAGAUCAUUUUGCCACUUGGAGUGUAAAUCAAUUCAUCACCAAGUGCUUGGUAGCUAACCUUAAGUAGCUGCCUUAGAAUUUGAAAUGUCAGAUUCAUAUUUAACGUUGGUGCUGCAUGCUGUGAGAGACACAGACUACAGGUAUGAUUACUUAGUUUUGAAUUGAGAUCAUCAAGGUUUUGACUCUGUUCUUAUAUGGAUGUAAUCUUGGUUGGGAACACUAGUGGCAGAGGUAUUAAUGAAACCCCCUUUUUGGUGGAGUAAGAUUGUCUGC